This is a messenger RNA of Abrus precatorius (Indian licorice), 978 nucleotides long. RefSeq lists its product as uncharacterized. Gene Ontology annotation, biological process: proton transmembrane transport; potassium ion transport. The record is from RefSeq and is a predicted model, not a curated record. Gene Ontology annotation, cellular component: mitochondrial inner membrane. Lineage: Eukaryota; Viridiplantae; Streptophyta; Magnoliopsida; Fabales; Fabaceae. The transcript has 8 exons. The coding region runs from base 134 to 955 and encodes 273 amino acids.
UCCCUCCCUUUUCUCGAAUAUACUCACUAUCUAGAUUCUGAUUUCCGUUAAAGAUUGUAUCUUUACCGUUAAAUUUCUCAUUUCUAGGGUUUUCGCCCAAAGGGUAAUUGCAUUUUGAUUUUGGGGCAUCACCAUGAGAGCUAAAUUGGUUGUGUUCCCAAUACGAGGCAGAAACUGGUGCUUCAGCAGAUCCAUUGAUCACUCACUCUCCGCUUCCGCUGCUUCCUCUCAAUCCCCUUCAACCUUGAAAGAGUUAUGGACCAACGUUACCAUUGAUGGUAAACCCCUUAACGCCAAAGCUGAGCUUUUUGUUGACUACAUCUCCUUCAAGAUGAAUAAAGCCUGGAUUGGUUUGGAAAGAUCACCGGAUGGAUCUUUCAAGAAGAAGAUUCACGGGUUGGGGUUGUGGCUUUUGUCGCGGGUUAAGCCGUCAGAGAUAUUUCUGAAAUCUAUAUCGAAGGAAGUCACUAGUGUUGAAGUCAUUUACCCAUCAAGUUUGAAUGCUCAACUGGUUCGCCGAAGACUAAGACACAUUGCAAUGAGGGGAACAAUUAUACACCGGAAAUACUUCUAUGGUUCAAUUUCGUUAAUUCCGCUGACCUCUGCACUUAGCGUCUUACCUUUGCCCAAUGUCCCAUUCUUUUGGGUUUUAUUUCGCACUUAUUCUCAUUGGAGAGCCCUUCAGGGAAGUGAGAAGCUGUUUCAACUAGUCUCAACUAGUGGCAAGACUUCAAACACUUGUACGAGAAAAAAGGAAACUGAGGAUAAGGAAUCUCAAGAUGAAAGGCAUAGUCCACAUGAACCAUAUUGGGUAUUUCGGCCAUCCAAAGAACUUGAGAAUCUUGUUCGUCAAGAUGCGCAUGAUAGUCUUAGUCAGCACGCCAUCGCCAACAUUUGCAAGAUCUAUGAUUUGAACACCAAAGAUGUUGUAAAAUACGAGAAGUCUAUUUUUUGAAUCAGUUUUGUAAUGCAACAUAU